Lathyrus oleraceus (garden pea) is the source of this 435-nucleotide messenger RNA. Its product is annotated as RING-H2 finger protein ATL65-like. Lineage: Eukaryota; Viridiplantae; Streptophyta; Magnoliopsida; Fabales; Fabaceae. Bases 1 to 435 code for a protein of 144 amino acids. The transcript has a single exon. The record is from RefSeq and is a predicted model, not a curated record. Gene Ontology annotation, molecular function: transferase activity. Gene Ontology annotation, biological process: protein ubiquitination.
AUGUUUUUCCCUCCAUCCUCCUCCGGCGAUGUCACUGAUUUACCGCCAACAGCGACGGAGUCCCGGUCCCGCCGCCACACACAGGGUUUAAACGAGUCAGUUAUAAACAUAAUUCCAUCAUUUAUCUAUUCUACGAGUAGUAAUUACAAUGAAGAAAAAGAAUGUUCACGUGAUUGUGCUGUUUGCUUGGUUGAAUUUAAAGACGAUGAUUAUGUUCGUACUCUUCCUCUUUGUUCGCAUACGUUUCAUCUCCGUUGUAUUGAUAUUUGGCUUUGUUCACACCCUAACUGCCCUCUCUGUCGCUCAUGUCUUAGCUGUGGUUUGUCUCAAUGGCCUUUUAGACCUCUCAUGUCCGAGAGAAUUGGCCCCUCUGUUGUUACACCGGCGGUGACGCAGAUCAGCCUCCCCACUUCCCCGACACGAGAAUCGCUUUAA